Molecule: messenger RNA, 1385 nt
Organism: Ruditapes philippinarum (Manila clam)
Lineage: Eukaryota; Metazoa; Mollusca; Bivalvia; Venerida; Veneridae
Product: cation-dependent mannose-6-phosphate receptor-like
Exons: 7
Coding region: 243-1067 (274 amino acids)
Cellular component (GO): trans-Golgi network
Source: RefSeq, a predicted model, not a curated record
UUGAGAAAUAAUCUCGUGACUGACUGUAUAUGUACUGAAAUUACUUGUUCAUUUCAAUUUGUUGUAAAUAUUAAGUUCUUUGUUCGAGAUUGUAUUUAUUUAUUAUUUAUUAUCGUCUAACACUAUAUUUUUUAAAAGUUGUUACUUUACAGUUACGUGGAACAUGUAUGUUAAAUUUGAACGGCAAUUUUGAUUCAUACUUUUCCUUAUAAAAACAAAGAGGCGAGGCUAAAGUGAAAGUGAUGGCGAAUGCAUUUGGCCUAAUCCGUACAACGGCCAAGUAUAGGCAUGGCUCAAAAGUUACAGACCUCGUUAUAUUUAGUGUUUUAUUUAUUUUGAUUGGACUUAGUGACGGAAAAGCUUGUAAUCAGGAUGGAAACUGUAAAUGUACGUUUGAUGAUGGCAGUGGAACAGUGGAUUUAUCUCCUAUAGGUAGACAGGACGGCACGCCUUUAAUGCAGGACCAAUUUGCUCCAGAUAACUAUGCAUAUUCUUUCAACCCAUGCUAUCCAUUUACAGAAGGCACAUGUGUUAACGCAGCGGCAUGCCAGUACGAUUCAAACAAUAACAUAUAUUACAACAUAGGAGAUUCGUCUAAAGUUACACUUUCAUUUGACGGUUUGAACAUCAUUGGAACGUAUGUUGCCGACGACGGUGCUAGGAGUUCUACGGUGACCUUUCAAUGUGACCCCAACACUGACCCUCCCACUGACACUGCCCAGGGAGAAACAAGUACCACGGUCUAUGGUUUUACAGUAGUUUCAAAAUAUGCUUGCCCCCAAGGUUCAGGACCCGGACCCGGACCCGGCCCUGGUCCUAACCCGAGUCCAGGUAAAGGAGGCAGCGACGGUAUAAGCCCUGGUUCAGUAAUUGUUAUUAUAUUUUUUGCUUUGCUGGUUGUUUAUCUAAUAGCUGGUAUUGCGUUUAACAAAGUUAAACGCCAGAACACGGGUAAGGAACUUGUUCCAAACGUGACGUUCUGGAGCUCCCUGCCAGGCCUUAUAAAGGAUGGUGCAAUGUUUACAUUUGGCAAGAUAACGAGGAGAAAAGGUUACGGCAGUGUUUAAUGUUCUUCAUUAUGUACAUUUCCAAUUAUUUUACAGUGAUGUUAAAUUUGUUAGCAUUUAGUCUUUAACUGCCAAUAUCCGUGCAUUCUACAGUUCAUGAUUAUCGCUAAUGUCCGUUUGAAGCCGUAACUAAUCCGUCUGAAUUCAAAACAACCAUCUACAAGAAUUUGCUGUCAUCCGGCGCUUUAAUUACGUGCUGUGGUUAAAGACUACAGUUUUUUAUUUAUAUAAAAUGUUAUUUUGUUCUACGAACACUACACACUUCGUUAUAUAGUUAUUAUUUGUUCACUUAAUAAAAAUAAAACAUCAAAUCAUAAU